GGUGGAGAGCAGGUACAAGGCAAGUACAAGCGAUCUAGGCGAUUGUUUGAACUAUUGAUAAGUGUUAAACAUAAGCAAGGGUCGCCCCAUGGCACGCGUCCAGUGUUUCCCAGUCCGUCCAACGGUUAACAGCUCCUAAAAUUAGCGAAUCAAGAGCGCGACCUAUCAAACCCAAAUUAACGGCAGCCAUUAAAAGACAUUCCCGAACAGCGGAAAGCUAUUAGGCAAUCGAAUCAGCACUAUGUCACAGUUGUACGAACUCUCCGAGGUGGCCCAGCAGAACGGCAAGAAUGGCAAGCCCUGCUGGCUGAUCAUCAAGGGGAACGUGUACGAUGUAACCAAGUUCCUGGGCGAGCAUCCUGGCGGCGGCGAAGCACUGCUCGAAUACGGCGGCAAGGACGCCACCAAGGCCUUCAAGCAGGCAGGCCACUCCUCCGAUGCCGAAAAGGAUCUGAAGAACUACAAAAUCGGAGAAAUCAACUCAGCUGCACCCAUUCAAGUGCAGCCCACGUCCAAUGGUGCAGCAAAGCCGGCGGCCAACACAAUAUCCGGAGAUCCCGAACCCGCGAAGAAGAGCUCCUCCGGUUUCUGUUGCUGCUAGUCAUAGGUUUACAUGUCAUUUG
Messenger RNA from Drosophila mauritiana, 623 nucleotides. RefSeq names its product cytochrome b5. Lineage: Eukaryota; Metazoa; Arthropoda; Insecta; Diptera; Drosophilidae. Gene Ontology annotation, cellular component: membrane; intracellular membrane-bounded organelle. The transcript has a single exon. Gene Ontology annotation, molecular function: heme binding. The record is from RefSeq and is a predicted model, not a curated record. Bases 242 to 601 code for a protein of 119 amino acids.